AGGGAUAAGUCUUCGAUAGCAUCAGGCCUUCAAAGACGUGAGCGCUGCAUCCCGUGCGAGAGCGCGACUCGGACUUCUGACCAGGCGUGUUGUCCGACCCGUCGAACCAAGAUCACAGGCAGCACUCCCUCGUUGGCGUCCUCGCACCAGUGCUCUCACGUGGGCUCAAGAAGCAGUGACACUGCGGACUGCAUGAAGUAGUCAUUCAUGCAAUCCGCCGCAUCGAUAUCUCUCGUCGCCUGCAGUGUUCGAGGCCGUUGUACGGGUACGAGAAGAGCCUUCCGCUGUCUCUCCGCCCCGUGCCACUGGACAGAAGGCGCUGCAACGUCGCAUCCUCCCAGAACGCGUGUUCCGCCCGCAUACAUGGAUGUAUGCGGCGUUCGCUGCCUGCUACAGAGCCCUGCGGCCCGUGCUUUCAUCCCACAUGUCUGAACUUGGUGCCGUCUGUAUGCUCACAGGCACAUUCGCAGCCUCGACGGGUAGGAAGGGAUCAUCUCUGCGUAUGGCCGGGCCGCCGUCAGGUCCUCUGCUCUCUGAACGGCGAGGGGGUGGCACGUGGGUGCCGGUGAGCACCGAGUCCUCUGCGCAACGGACCGCCUGUCCACGUCACGCGUCGUUCUCACCUCGCCAGCAGGCGGACGUGCGCACGGUGAGUCGAACGCGCCAUGGUCACGUCGAGCAUCCUCGGGCUGACAUACCACGCAGGACCACGCACAGCGUGGAUUGCAUCCAGCUCGAAACAGACGAGCGAGGACUCCGAGGCGCCGGCUGCGCUAGCGCCAGCACCUCUUCAUGCGGCAUCUCGAAUCGUCCACUGUACGUCCGUAGUAGUCGUCUUGGCUGUCUCGUAGGCUGCCGUACGAGGGGCGCGCAGCUAGCCAACCUGAUGCGACAAGACCAGAGGGCCUUAUGCAUCAUCUUGUUCUUCAUGACUCGCAAGUACGAAUGGCCGUCGGCCGCUCGUUCUGCGGGCCCAGUCGGCGACGGGAUGGUGGCGCGACGCAAACAACAGCAUAUAGGUGACGUGGACUAUGCACUCAAUGUAAUCUCGCUCGGCCCGACGUACCUGCGAGCGUCCGUCGAUCCCGACGAUUCAGCCAGUGGGCCGAGGACCACGAUCCGUCGAUGACAUCGACACUUGUCGGACAACGGGAUGCUUCGCUCAGCCUGGCACGGUUCACGAAUCACGAUGCUGUUCUGUCCGCGUCGGGCUGCACGCGCAGAUCUCAGAGGUUGUGGAGGGGCCAAUCUAUUCACGUCUCCGUAGCCGGUGAG
Fomitopsis serialis is the source of this 1275-nucleotide messenger RNA. RefSeq lists its product as uncharacterized. Lineage: Eukaryota; Fungi; Basidiomycota; Agaricomycetes; Polyporales; Fomitopsidaceae. The coding region runs from base 368 to 1129 and encodes 253 amino acids. The record is from RefSeq and is a predicted model, not a curated record. The transcript has a single exon.